Molecule: messenger RNA, 1989 nt
Organism: Apodemus sylvaticus (European woodmouse)
Lineage: Eukaryota; Metazoa; Chordata; Mammalia; Rodentia; Muridae
Gene: Tmem86b
Product: transmembrane protein 86B
Exons: 3
Coding region: 1005-1685 (226 amino acids)
Cellular component (GO): membrane
Source: RefSeq, a predicted model, not a curated record
CACACUUGAGAGAGUGUGGGUGGAUGUAGGGGGAUGGGAAAUGCUUAUACACCAGGCAGAACAUCAGGAAACAGGCCCUGGUCUUGAGUCAGCACUUUGGGCUCUCAUCCUGAUGUUUGCCUCCUUGGCCCUGUUGUGGAGUGCAGACCAGGUAGGGCUGUGCUGAGGUAGCUCACAGCCUCUUCCCUCUACCCUCCUCUAACAGACUUGCUAAAAACAGCAAGAGGUCCCUGGCUUCUGCGGCUAAGCUUCCUGCCGUUAAGGGGAUAGGAGGCACCAGGCAUGGUGGUGGUGGUUGUGCACUCGGGAGGCAGAGGCAGGUGGGUCUGCAUAAGUUUAAGCCCAGGCAUGUCUACACACCAAGGUCCAGGACAGCGAGGGCUAGGCAGAGAACCCUGUCUCAGAGACAAAGAAGUGUGGGGGGAGACUGGGGCACGGGAAGCUGCCUUGAGGAUGGACACAAAGUGAAGCUCCCCUAAGGGGAUGGUUGAGGACGGCAGUAGUCCUUGGCAUUCAGCAGGUCCCUGUCUUGUACAUGGGAAGGCUGCAGAACGGUGAGUACAGUGGAGUGAUGAUCCUUCUGGGAAAUGUUUGAAUGACUUCAAGCACAAGACAGGAUUUAUUUAACCAGCACUUGUGGCAGGACUAGAGUCCUUCCUGCCUGCUGUCCUUCAGGGGCGGUUGUGGGGGUACCACUCUGUGGAACUUUGCAUUGUCUCUUCUGAUUGGCUGGGCAUGAGACAAUGGGAGCUCCACUUGGGGGGAGGGGGGUCCCUUUUGCUGGCCUGUAAGGGAGGUGGUGGCCAGGUUUCUAAGUGCUGGGGAGGGUGGAGGGACCCUUGGUUCCUGAUGGGCACCUUAUCAGCAAGUGCCAGAGAAGAACGGGCCUUGAGUGAGCGCUGUUAUCAGCCCCCGAGUCCACAGGACACUUGGGUUAAUGUAUAACCACAAGGCUUCCCCUCUGCCCUCGGAAGCCACUGGUUCCUAAAGAGAAGUGACUCAACAUGGAUGCCAGAGAAGAGGGGCUGCCCCUGGAGACACUCUUGUCAGACCAACACCCACAGGUCCGUAGGUGGCUGGUCCCCUUCAUCCUUGCCUGCUUCCUUUACUUCCUCCUCUGGAUUCCUGUGGACCAGCCAUCUUGGGUCAGUGCCCUAAUCAAGUGCCAGCCCAUUCUCUGCCUGGUUGUGUUCCUGUGGGCUGUGGCCCCUGGUGGGAGCUACACCUGGCUCCUGCAAGGAGCUCUUGUAUGUUCUGCUGUGGGAGAUGCCUGCCUCAUCUGGCCUGAAGCUUUCUUUUAUGGCGUGGCUGCCUUCUCUGUUGCCCACUUGUUGUACCUCUGGGCUUUUGGCCUGUCCCCGCUGCGGCCCAGAGUGCUGCUGUGCACCUCCUUGGCCUCUCUGACGUACUACAGCUUCCUCCUGCCGCACCUCAAGCCGAACAUGGUGUUACCCGUAUCAGCCUACGGGCUAGUCUUGAACUCCAUGCUGUGGCGCGGCCUUGGCUGGGGCGGAAGUGCCGGCUGGGGCGCAGUGCUCUUUGUAUUCUCAGACUGUGUGCUGGCCUGGAACACUUUCGUCUCUUCUUUACCUUUUGCCCGUUUAGUGACCAUGAGCACCUACUAUGCAGCCCAGCUCCUCCUCACCCUGUCAGCCCUCAGGAACCCAGGGCUCAAAACCCACUAAAGCAGGACCCAGGCAGCCUGGUAGCCCCUCCUGACCCAGCCUAGCAAGUGAAUGCUUGCAGUCAUAUGCCAACAGAUAUGUGGCAUCUUAAACAUCUGUGCACUGCUGGCAGAACUUCAGAUCUACCAGACUUCAAGCUGCCUUCCCUGGCUUCUGCUUUUGGAUUCCAGGAUCCUCAACCCAGCCCAAGUCCUGUCUUCCCUCCCCAUGCCCACUUCCUUCCCCGGCAGCCUUUCCUAGCUCCCUGCCCCUUCACACGGCUCCAGAUCUGCUUAUGGCUGUUGAAGUAAAACGAGCGUUGGAA